AGGCAGUGGGCGGGCUUCCGCGCGGUGCGGCCGGGCUCCGCGCUGCCGCCGCCGCCGUGGCCCAUGGGCAGAGUGGGCUCGGGAGGCCCGAAUUAAGCGGAAGAGGAACAUGUCCCUGUACGAUGACCUGGGCGUGGAGACCAGCGACUCCAAGACGGAAGGCUGGUCGAAGAACUUCAAGCUCCUGCAGUCCCAGCUGCAGGUGAAGAAGGCAGCUCUCACCCAGGCCAAGAGCCAAAGGACAAAACAAAGUACAGUCCUUGCCCCAGUCAUUGACCUAAAGCGAGGUGGCUCCUCAGAUGACCGGCAGAUUGUGGACACCCCCCCACACGUAGCAGCCGGGCUGAAGGACCCCGUUCCCAGCGGGUUUUCUGCAGGGGAAGUUCUGAUUCCCUUAGCUGAUGAGUAUGAUCCUAUGUUUCCUAAUGAUUAUGAGAAAGUAGUGAAGCGCCAACGAGAAGAGCGACAGAGGCAGCGGGAGCUGGAAAGGCAGAAGGAAAUAGAAGAAAGGGAAAAGAGGCGUAAAGACAGGCAUGAAGCUAGCGGAUUUUCAAGGCGACCAGACCCAGAUUCUGAUGAAGAUGAAGAUUAUGAGAGAGAGAGAAGGAAAAGAAGUAUGGGAGGAGCUGCCAUUGCCCCACCUACGUCUCUUGUAGAGAAAGACAAGGAGCUGCCCCGUGAUUUCCCCUAUGAAGAAGACUCAAGACCUCGAUCACAGUCUUCUAAAGCUGCUAUUCCUCCGCCGGUAUAUGAGGAACCUGAUAGACCACGAUCUCCAACUGGGCCCAGCAACUCAUUCCUGGCUAACAUGGGCGGCACAGUAGCGCACAAGAUCAUGCAGAAAUACGGCUUCCGGGAAGGCCAGGGCCUGGGCAAGCACGAGCAAGGGUUGAGCACAGCUCUGUCGGUGGAGAAGACCAGCAAGCGGGGCGGCAAGAUCAUUGUGGGUGACGCCACAGAGAAGGGCGAGUCUCAGGAUGCAUCCAAGAAGUCGGAUUCAAAUCCAUUAACUGAAAUACUGAAGUGUCCUACGAAAGUGGUCCUGCUAAGGAACAUGGUUGGUGCUGGAGAGGUAGAUGAAGACUUGGAAGUUGAAACAAAGGAGGAAUGUGAAAAAUAUGGCAAAGUUGGAAAAUGUGUGAUAUUUGAAAUUCCUGGCGCUCCUGAUGAUGAAGCAGUGCGGAUAUUUUUAGAAUUCGAGAGAGUUGAGUCAGCAAUUAAAGCUGUUGUUGAUCUGAACGGGAGGUAUUUUGGUGGACGGGUGGUAAAAGCAUGUUUCUACAAUUUGGAUAAAUUCAGGGUCUUGGAUUUGGCAGAGCAAGUUUGAUUUUAAGAACUAGAGCCAUCUCCGAUUCUCCUUAAUGAACUGCACACUGAGCAAUGACAGAGGCAUCAGCCUUCCUGGCUGUUGGAUACUGAGAGACUCUUGGAUGGACUUUAAGAUAUAUGUUGAUUGAUCCCUUUUUUAUUUUGUGGUUUUUUAAAUAUAGUAUAAAAAUCCUUUAAAAAAUU
Messenger RNA from Jaculus jaculus (lesser Egyptian jerboa), 1512 nucleotides. It is a transcript of the gene Rbm17, whose product is annotated as RNA binding motif protein 17. The record is from RefSeq and is a predicted model, not a curated record. Gene Ontology annotation, biological process: mRNA cis splicing, via spliceosome; alternative mRNA splicing, via spliceosome. Gene Ontology annotation, molecular function: RNA binding. The coding region runs from base 110 to 1327 and encodes 405 amino acids. Gene Ontology annotation, cellular component: precatalytic spliceosome. Lineage: Eukaryota; Metazoa; Chordata; Mammalia; Rodentia; Dipodidae. The transcript is spliced from 12 exons.